AUGGUCGCGGAUCCAUUCACUGCCAUUGGCACUACUGCGGCAGUCUUCGAACUCGGAAAAGUAGCGUGGAAACUUGGUAGUACUUUGGUGAAGCUGUACCAGGAUACCAAAUGUGUCGAUGGUACGGUAGAGAAGCUUGCUGGUGAAGUAAAGUCUCUUGGAAACGAAUGCGACCUGGUCCACGCCGAGCUGGAGGAAGUAGUGAAAGGGACUGAGAAUGGAGAAGGCUCUUCCUACGAUCUGGACGGUCGGUUGUGGAAGUGUCUGGGCACGAAGGUGCAGGAAUGCACAGAGGCAGUUCAAGAGCUCAGCGCCAUAGUCGAUGACAUUGCAGACAGGGCAUCGGGCUUCAUAGGCCAAGCACAGCGUCAGAUGAGGUUGAACAAAAAUCGAGAGAUUCUCGAAAAGAUCAGACAAAGGAUUCGGACACACACGGAUGGUUUACGCACGACGCUUUUGGUCGUCAACAUAAAGGUUGCACAUCUUGCCCCGGGGUAUGCCAACAGAGAGCUCUCGCAAAAGUUAGACGCUCUACAAGACAUGGUCGACUCGCUGCAGCGGUCGAUGGAGAGCGCGCCCCGGACGUCAAGGUCAGAUACCGACGCAACGCUGGUACAAUGCGCCCGCGAGGUCAUCACGCAAGGCUCGACCAUGUACGAGGCGAGCCUGGCUGCACCAUCAAUUCUCGGAGGCCAAGGAGCAGCCAACAGCAACGUUCGCGUUGCACAGUGGGUUGGCGCGAUAGACGCUCUUCGCCGCGAAAACCCAAUCCCAGAACUGUCGGAUACUCGAUCAACUCUGCCCUCUGUGUUCUCUGGAGAUGGAGGGUACAGGAGUCUGACGGACGCUACUUCGGCGCAGCACGAGAUGGUCGAGCGUGACACUGACGACAACUUGCUGGACCCAGAUUCAGACGAUGAUCUGGCCCUGGACCUUGCAAAAGCCGCACUGCAUACCAGUGCCGAAGCGUUCGAGACUUCAGCAUGGCUCGAAGCCGACUUGCUCCUGCAAGAGACCCUCAGCCUACUGCAGCAGCUACCAAAGGGACAGCGCGGUUUCUGUGACACAUUCGACUUGCAGUACAAGCUUGCGGUGUGCGCCUACCACACACAAAAGCCAGCGGACGCUGAGGGAGCGCUCACAAGCUUGUUGCAGCAGAUACCCGAAACGGACAAGCAACGUCGCCUUGUUUGUGAGAUUGCGCAUCUCUUAUCGCUUCUGUACAUCCGUAUGGAUCAGGUCAAACGUGCAAAAGCUUCCUGCGAAAAGGCGUUACAGGCACGAAGGCGACUACUGGGCAAAGAGGAUGAUGCCACACUCUCGUCCAUCGGUGUUAUGGUUCGCAUCUACCAGCUACUCCAGAGCCACACGCUUGCUAAGGUGUACCUUACCAUGAUCCCGGAGGCUCGCAAGUCCGACAUCCUCCGCAGUGUUGAUGAUUCGCUUGGUCCGGAUCUCGAUCCCUUCGACGAUGCUUCGUUGCUGGCCCGGUCGCAUUCACGGCAUUCGAAACGAAACGCAUCUUUAGAACGGUUCAGUAGCCUUAGCUCAUCCCGCACAAGCUGCGACGCUGCCUUCGGCAUCGGGGAUAGCGAAGCAUCGCCUUCAACACUGGCGCCGAGUCUGCCUGCACUGAAAGAUCUGGGAUCGGCAAACGCGCAGGAUGAUGCACUCACUGGGAACUCCUUGCCUUUGAGCGACCUUAGCCUCGACGCCCAAAGUCGCACGGGAGCAUCAGAAUCCAAUGUGACCGAGUCAGACGAAGCUAUGGAAGAUCCGUUCAUUUCCAAAUCCGACACAUUAUCUGCACACAGCCAUUCCGGCUCGCAAGCAGCCAAGGACGAGCCUCCCUUGGGUCUAAGUCGAAAGGAGAUACUCAGCGGACUUAUGCUUAAGCCCAAGACUGCCCUGGACAAAGCCAUAUGCUAUGAGUCGAAAGAACAAGUCACCGCGCUGAUACACACUCAUCCUAAGCCGUCGUCAGGUUUGCGUAGGAUAUUCAAGUCCAGUCCGUCGCCGUUACACUACGCCGCACUCUUCGGGGAGGUUGAUGCUGCUCGGCAAAUCCUGGAGCUCGGGACCAGACUCAUGGAGGUUACUACGCAUGCGAUGAUCUUUUACACCUUGGGCUCGCCAUUCCACUGGGCUGUCUUAUCCAGGCAAGCCGCUGUGGUGGAUUUGUUCCUCACCAAGAGGCCAGAAGUGCUCCACACUCUCGCCAUGUGCCCCGAUAUGUCGAGCGACAUGUACAAAUGGUGGUGCAGUUGUACCAUUUCGGAGACAGAACAAUCGCACGGAAGCCAUAUCCCCGAGGAAUUCAUUGCAAUGUGUAAAGUCCUCUUGAAACAUGGCUGGCGGGUGAACCAAGGAAUUGCUUCUUCGUCGUGGACUCUCCUUCACUAUGCGACGUUUCUUGGGUAUGAAUAUGAUCCGCACGGCAUGAUUGCAUCAUUUCUGUGCGAGAGAGGAGCAGAUCCUAUGCUGGCGGCGAGAGAUGGUAACACGCCAUUCGGCAUUGCUAAACGAAAGUCGAACCACAAUUUGGUGCAGGUCUUUGAGGACCACAUCAAAUCGAAGAAAUAG
This is a messenger RNA of Saxophila tyrrhenica, 2583 nucleotides long. RefSeq lists its product as uncharacterized. The transcript has 2 exons. Gene Ontology annotation, biological process: regulation of cardiac muscle contraction; protein localization to T-tubule. The coding region runs from base 1 to 2583 and encodes 860 amino acids. Gene Ontology annotation, molecular function: protein binding. The record is from RefSeq and is a predicted model, not a curated record. Lineage: Eukaryota; Fungi; Ascomycota; Dothideomycetes; Mycosphaerellales; Extremaceae. Gene Ontology annotation, cellular component: T-tubule.